This is a messenger RNA of Conger conger (European conger), 626 nucleotides long. RefSeq names its product DENN domain-containing protein 5B-like. The record is from RefSeq and is a predicted model, not a curated record. The coding region runs from base 229 to 603 and encodes 124 amino acids. The transcript is spliced from 3 exons. Gene Ontology annotation, molecular function: guanyl-nucleotide exchange factor activity; small GTPase binding. Lineage: Eukaryota; Metazoa; Chordata; Actinopteri; Anguilliformes; Congridae.
GAUCAGUGUGGAGCUGCCAACGCAGUGAGGAGAGAGAUUCCCUGUGUCUUCUUAAAUACCGCUAAAUAGACGCCUCUCUGAAGAAUUAACCCUUCGAAAAUCACAGUUAAUCUACGUCUGUUGUAUUUGUGUUGGCUUUUUGGCGAGUAUUUUUGUCGGUAGAUUUUCGGCAUGAAGAUUUUGGCAUCGGAGUAGGAGUAGGGCACACAGCUGAGACCGCGACCCAGAAUGAGUGGAGGCAACACGGGUUCUGGAGCGGCUCCCUGCCGCUUCGCCCAUUACUUUGUGAUAUGCGGUAUAGAUACGGAAACCGGUCUGGAACCCGACGAAUUGGCAGCUUUGUACCAAUGGCUUGAGGCUGACCGUCAGGGCAGGAGCCCAGAGACUGCAAAUGAAGGGGAGAACUUUGAGCAGAGCCCCCUCAAGAGGACCUUCAAGUCCAAGGUGCUGGCCCACUUCCCGGAGAACGUGGAGUGGAACCCCUUCGACCAGGAUGCCAUCAACAUGGUGGGUGCAGACGGGCUGCGGGGUGAUUGGGCGGUUUUCGGGGAACGCAACGCAGGCUAUUGGCUCACGAUGGCUUCUGUGCAGGAUUGUAUGUAACGGGCUGUUUGUAGGCCCUGGUU